Manduca sexta (tobacco hornworm) is the source of this 2018-nucleotide messenger RNA. Its product is annotated as DNA-directed RNA polymerase II subunit RPB1. The record is from RefSeq and is a predicted model, not a curated record. The transcript has a single exon. Lineage: Eukaryota; Metazoa; Arthropoda; Insecta; Lepidoptera; Sphingidae. Bases 404 to 1315 code for a protein of 303 amino acids.
AUGUAGCUGUUUCAAAUAAAUCAUACGCUAUUAGCGUCUUAGUCUAGCGUGGUAUUCGUGCAAAAUUGUGAAAAUAGUUAUUUAUUAGUGACGAAUAUAGUUUUGCAGUGAUUAGUUGAUAUAUUCAAACAAAUUCGUUGAUAUCCAACGUUUACAAUUAAAAUAACAUUUCGGAAUAAAAUUACACAAUAGCUAUUUUAGAACAUGGUUCAAGAUAAUGGAACUAUAAAAAACUAACGGAAAUAUGUAUUGUACAUUAAAAUAAGUUACAGUGAAGUGAAAACCCACAAAAAAAACGUUACAAACAUCAAGAAAACCAAACGAAAAAUAUUUUCAUAUUUGAUAAGCUAACAGCGCCAUCUAGGCUUCAGUUUUGGAACUAAUCAGUGACGUAAACAAGAAAAUGUACGGACUAUACAUCAUCUUCGGUGUGAUCAACAUCCUGGCCAUCAUCAAUGACUACAAUAUACCUAAUACGCCUGAAUUGAGGGACAUAAGGGUCAGAAGGAGCGCGCAAAUUGAACCGUAUACUACAGGAGAUAAGGGUCACAAUUCGAAUCUCGAUGUAAAAAGAAUUUUCAAUGGACAGUACUUUAAGGAACGGGUUAAGAGAAAUUACCCGGUAUACCCGCAAACCGGAUAUGUGAAUCAAGUUAACACAUCAUGGAAUUAUGGAAAUUCCUACCCGGGUUAUUAUAACGGGAAUAUGAAUACAUCCGGAUCAAACGGAUAUAACACCGCGAGUGGAAGCAACCCAAACGGCGUUUACUACAACGGUUAUCCGGGUGUUCCGUAUUAUCGACAAAAUCCGAAUAACAAUACGUACCCGGGUUAUCGGUAUCCGAUUUAUGCACCGUAUCCGAACAAUACAGAUGCAAAGUACAACGUAUACUAUCCUAGCUAUGCUCAGUUUCUAAACAACACAUACCCGGGAUUCAACGUAAACCCGGGCAACGGCACAUACCCGGGUCAUGACGGGACUCCGCGUAACCAAUAUAGCACAAAUCCUGCCAACAACCCAUACCCAGUUUACAGCCGAAACCCGGGCAAAAACCCAUACCCGGUUUACCCCCAAAACCCGGGCUACAAUCCAUAUCCGGGUUCCAGCUCAAACGCUAACUAUAAUGCAAACACGUACAGCCCGUACAGCCCAGGAUAUCCCACACCCGUCCCAGCAGCCGGAUAUAGCGCACCGAACGUUACGUCGACAACGCCUCGCAUCGACAAAUCUUGCAUAAUAUGCAACAUAGGGUGUCCACAGUUCAUGAAAAGGAUGGGAAUACUUUGCGUCAAUGACGACGACGACUACAGUUAGUGACCAUACAUGAUUGAUUAUUGAGGAUAUAUUUUUCAUUAAUUUUAUAUUUGUAAAUGAUAUUUCGCACUAUGCUUCAGAGAAGGAAGAGCAGUGACAAAUAACUUUUAGAUGAUAACUGAAUUAAAAUUAAUGUGCCUAAUUGACUGACGUAAUUAAAUUCCAAUUCUAUUUCCAAUGGUGGUUAAGAAUUACUUAUAUUACUCAUGGUUGUAGUUAUAAUAAUUAGAUUGCGAUUUACUGUACAGGAUAAUUUUGACAUUGCUUUAAUAGCGCUAGAGUUUAGAUGAAAAUUACCCUCAAGCAUUCGCUGUUUGGUACAUGCUGAUCUAGAUCCUAUAGGCACUGUUGUGAUGGGACUUAUGCCAUCCACACUGGGCUAGUAACUGAGUACUUGUGUUUUUAGGUAUUACUUAAUAAAAUUGUAUAAUUAUUUCUUAUGUUUACCUGAAUGUUAGACUUUAAAAUAAAACUAUUUUUCAGGUGACUACUCAGUGACCCCAACUUUAUUUUCCCCCUAUUUAAUAAGUAGUUAAAUUUAUUGUAAAUUAUGUUUACUAGCCAACCUGCGGCCAAUAAUGUUUUCAAAAUCCUCUAAAUACAGUGUAGAAAGAACUGCUUAAUAGUUUUAUCUUUAUGUUUAACACAUCCAUGUGCGACAUUAAUUUAAUUGCAUUUUGAUUGAAUAAAUAAUUUUAUUUGA